GCAUUGAUUGGUGGUGGUAGCUCUGGCUUGAUUAGCAGUAGUGGUUCUGGUGGUGGCUCUGGCUGGAUUAGUGGUGGUGGUUCUGGUUUGAUUAGCGGUGGUAGUUCUGGCUUAAUUUGCGGUUGUGGUUCUGGCUUGAUUAGCGGGCUCAAAAAAAUUGUGGUCUUCGAUACAAUCAAAUCAAAAGAAGCGAUGAUCAAUGUAGAUCUACCAAAUAAGGAAAAUGAAAAUGGGUUGAUGAUUUUCUGUGGACUCGAAAAAAUUGUGGUCUUCGAUCCAAUCAAAUCAAAAAAAGCGAUGAUCAAUGCAGAUCUACCAAAUAAAGAAAAUGAAAAUGGGUUAACCAGG
Racocetra persica is the source of this 348-nucleotide messenger RNA. Lineage: Eukaryota; Fungi; Glomeromycota; Glomeromycetes; Diversisporales; Gigasporaceae. The record is from the annotation of a GenBank genome assembly.